Messenger RNA from Trypanosoma cruzi, 906 nucleotides. RefSeq lists its product as uncharacterized. The transcript has a single exon. NCBI's taxonomy places the organism in Eukaryota, Euglenozoa, Kinetoplastea, Trypanosomatida, Trypanosomatidae. The record is from RefSeq and is a predicted model, not a curated record. Bases 1 to 906 code for a protein of 301 amino acids.
AUGUUGAUGGCUGGCACUGCGUGUUAUCGAGACGUGCUGGAUCGUCUCUCGCAGCGACUUGCUUUCCUACUGGAGGAGGUGGACAAAUACCACCGACAACAUUAUCGUCAUGGCGAAGGAGAUGCGGCAUGCGACGAUACAAAUUUUGGGGAGGCGGUACGUGUGGCGGGAGAUGACGCGCAGGAUUUUUCGCACCCAACCCCUCUUCUAUCCUGGCCUUCGCUGCGGAUUAGGCACCGCGUUGACGCAUUACGUGCGUGGCUGAGCGGGAGGAGGGAGUUGCGGGAAAAGAUGCAGCGUGUGGACGCCUCUAUGCAGCGGCUGUUGAAGGAACAUCUCAUUGACCUGGGUCGUGUCACCGCAUCUCACCCGCGCCGCGAUCGAUACGGUGACUACGGGCAGUUUGUUUCCCCCACUUUGGCCGACAGGGCCCAGCAGGACAGCGGCGAGAGCGGCGGGGCGGCGGAGCAGGAGGCGACGAUUCGCCGGGUAGUCUGGCUGCACCAACAACUUCUCCGCCACAAGGACGAGUUCCGCGAGCUGCGGGAGCGGGCUUCGAAUACAUACGAGCACCUGCACCCGCAGUUUGAUAAGAUUGCGAGCGUGUGUGGCAGAAUUUUUCAUGCAACAGCGCAGAACAACGGUGGCAGCAGCGAAAAAACAAAAGGGAACAAUAGUGACGACAGCGGUGCGGGAGACGUCGAUGAUCCCGUGGAACUGCAUGCACUCUGUAGGCGCAAUGAGGAGCGUGCACGGCGCCUGCAAUCCCGUCUGCAGCGUACACUGAGCGUCUACCGGCAGAUUGUUGCCCGCACCAACCUUGAGCUUUGCCGCGUGGAGCUUGAGGUGCAGGCGAUGGAACGGCAAUCACCCCACGCAGAAGAGUUAACGUUUUUACAUGCAUAG